UAAUAUAAAAUAUAUUACCUAAAAUGUGCCUUUUUCUUACUGCACUCAGAUGAUUGAUUCAUGCUGAAGAAGAUUUUCAAAUUGUUCUCAUCCUUAGAGCCUAUACAUGCAAGGUUAAAUAACGCGAGAAAGCCAUAGCCAGAAUAGUUCCUUUAACGUAUGUUAAUUAAUUAUUCAUUUUUACUGGCACUGUCAGCUCCCUGCUCGCCCUUGACGAUAUUAAGUAGUCCCGCCUCCAGCGCGUAAAGCCAUAUUGCGCCUUUACGCACUGUCCUCACUUAGAGAAGCGGGGACCUAAAGAAGAUGCUGUUCGUAUUCAGGCGAGAUACUCGCAGCAUUUAAGAUCAUUGUUCCCUCAAGAAUUGCCGUGGACAACCCAGAGGCUGCAAAAAUGACUGCUAAAGCCACAGGGUGCACCAACGCUUCCAUCCAAGUUUGCGAAAACAAGACUAAUGCCGGUGGGAAUGUAUCUGUUGGAUUUCCAAUAUCCAUGAUGGUCACUGGCGUAGUUGGCAACUCUUUGGCUCUCAUUCUGGUGUACAUAUCAUACAGAAAAAAGGAAAACAGAAGAAAAAAGUCUUUCUUACUUUUCAUCGGAUCUUUGGCUUUGACAGAUCUGUUCGGACAACUUUUGACCAGUCCAGUUGUUAUAUCAGUCUAUCUGGCUGAUUUGAACUGGUGCGCAAUUGACACUACUGGGAAGCUGUGCAAAUACUUCGGUGUUUGUAUGACAACUUUCGGGCUGUGUUCUCUCUUUUUGGCCAGCGCCAUGGCUUUAGAAAGGGCCAUGGCGAUAACAAACCCCCAUUGGUACUCUAAUCACAUGAAGACAAGCAUGACAAAGCUGACACUGGCUGCCAUAUGGUGUCUUGGGUUUCUCUUUUCUCUGCUGCCUAUUGCGGGGAUCGGGGAGUACACGAACCAGUGGCCGGGCACCUGGUGCUUCAUCAGCACCGGGAAGAGUGAGGCUCCUGGCAAUGUGUUUUUCGCCAUCACUUUCGCUGUUCUUGGGAUUUUCUCGCUACUUGUGACACUAUCCUGCAACGUGAUGACUAUCAGAGGUUUGAUCAUCCGGUGUAAAACAAAGACUGGUGCAUCCCAGUCUUCAAAGCAGUGGGAGCGUCUCACCACGGAGACUGUCAUUCAGCUCUUAGGAAUCAUGUGCGUCCUGAUUAUUUGCUGGUCUCCUCUGCUGUUAUUGCUGCUGAGGAUGAUCUACAGCCAAGUUUCCUCCCAAGAAUGUAAGUCAACAAACACAACAUCCAUUUCCAUCCAGAGCAAAGUUUCAAAUCUCGACUGUGACUUCUUUCUGACCGCAAUACGUUUGGCCUCCCUCAACCAAAUCCUGGACCCGUGGGUCUACCUGCUCCUGAGAGAGAUCCUCCUGCGAAAGUUCUGCAUCAUGGCCAAUGCCGUCUCCAACUGCUCCGUUGAAGAUCAGAAGGAGAGCCAGACAGCACUGGAUGCUCUCAACAAACAGAAUCAACAUGGCAACAACAUUUGUAAAGCAACAAGUAACUAAAUCAGCGUUUGGCAAUAAUUACCAUCCUAUGACCUUCUGGUCAAAAUGCUUUCAGAACUAAAGAAAUAAAAAAGGAAAGCAAAUAAGUGCAUAACCUGCUUCACUAGGACUGUGCAGUGGGAUGCAGCUGAGCCUCCUGUACAGGUACAGGCAUCUGUUUUGUUUAAAACACAUUUCAUAGAAGGGUACUGAACCAGCAUGUGAAUGCAUGACUCUGCCAUCCCUUAAAUCUGGCUGCUGUGCGGCCAUCAGAACUUUCUUGUGACCAAGGUUAAUAUAAACUUUUGAUAGAUGCAACAUCUGCAUGAGAGUUACUCCUGACUGAUAACUCCUUUGAGGCAAUGGGUUGAUUGUAAGACUAUCUAAUGUAAGUUUUGUUGAAUGAAGAAGACUAUGAGAAAAGUGCUGAAAAUAUGUUGUAAAUAAAUUUGCUUUCUCUUCUGUGAUGCAGGUCAUUUUGCUUAAGAAGCAAUCAUAUAUAUUCUAAACUGGAGCCUAUGGUUGAAAAUACUGUUAUUUAUUGGUGUCUGUAAGAUUUUGUCCUAAUGAAGUUAUCUGUCUGGUUCCACUUUUUGCAAAUUUAGACCUACCUGCACAUCGCGCUUCUUGACUACCAGCUAGGAUUAAUAAAUGUGAAGCUUGGUUGGCAGGUCUCAUCCUGAACAUUAAAUACAUUGCACAUGUAGACCAUCUUCUGCAGUAUUUGUUUCAAAUACCCAAGAAACUGAUAAUAAAAUGUUAUGUUAUGGAAUGGCGUGUAUACCUGCGGUGAGUGACAUAAUGAGGUCAUGGCACAAAACUUCUUGUUAGGGAACUGUACACUCUGCAACUUGUUGCAGACUGUACAGUAUUUUCACCAGCCAGUUAAUAACAUGUUAUGGUUUUAUAUUACAUACGUCAAAGUAGGUGCACUGUAUACAGUAUGUUUAAAACUGACCACCACUUGAAAUUAUAUUCAUCAUAUUUAAAUUGUUUUAUGUAUAUGGAUUUUUAAUUAACGUCUUGCCUGCAGUGGAUAGUAUCUGAAGUACAAAUGUAUAUAAGUUUGUGCUGGAGGGUAAAGCCAACAGCUUGGUCAAAGAGGGCCUACAUAAAAGGAGCUUAAAACUUAAAACCUCCUAAAACAAGUUCCAGCUCAACAGCAUCAUAGCAAAUGUUUUUUAUAUACCUUUUAACAUUGAUAACACAAGGAGAAACGAUUAUUUACCCUGAUAAAGGAGGUUGGAGGUGGUGCACCAGCAGUGACCUUCCUGUGUUACCGAAAUUGGAAUAAGUAAAGCAUUUAUACACUAAAUUAUUGUGGUGCCAAAGACAGAAAUACCAAAGUGCUAUAUGUGAUUCUGUGUGGCUUUGGUCUCAUUUUGUUGUGGGAAUUCUAUGUAGACACUGAAUGAAAACACUAGCCUUGUAAGAAACCAGCCUCUUGUUCUACGCUUUGCUUUGUACAGAGGGUCUGGGUUCUUGGCUGUUGACAAAUUGCUUGCUUGAACUCUGUUGGGGUUUUUAAUUUAACCCAGUGGCAAAGGUUUACCCAUGACAUAUGUAAUGUGCCAGUUUGAUGCUACAAAGCUUACCAGAAAUUGCAUUCUUUGUAAACAACUAUCUUCUACUUAGAAGAGAGACACAGUUGAGGAUAUUUAUAUCUUGUUAACAGUUGACUGAAUAUCUUCGUUCACUUCCUCCACAGCCAUUGGUUAAACUGUAGGUAGAGUAGAAUACUAUAAAAGUGCAGAAACCUCUCCUUCUGUUCACUAAUUGGUCGGGUUUAAAUUUUAUUGGAGGAAUCCAAUAAAAUGAGAAAAAGCCCAAUUAUUGACAAAACUUAUUGAGAGCCACAGAGGACAUAAAAAGCCACAGGUUGUAGAGCCCUGAACUAGCUGUUAGCUUCAGUAUUAAUCAGCAAAUCUGAAUUUCGCAAAACUUAUUAAUUUCUCUACUGCAGGUAAGAUAUUUACAUCUAAGACAAUUACCUUUCAACAGUAACUCAAGUAAAAUCCUGAACUGUCUAAUUAGUUUUAAUAAUAUAGACAACAUUAUCAUACAAAAGCUUUUCUCAUCUGAGGUUUGUCAUAUUGUUUUGUAGUUUUGACCGUAAAUGAGGAAAUUGGUUUGUAUAUUCAUAUUACCUAUGCUUUCAUUGUUUCUAUGUGUUUUGCGUUGUACUUGACAGUUGACCUCUUGUUAGGACUUUUAAAGUGAAUAUCAACUGACAAAUAAAAAAAAAACAUGAAAAGAAGCAGAAAUGAUACUGUGAAAUGUACUGGUUACAUUGUUGUUUAUGUUCAUACAGUAUAGCUACUCAUUUGUUUGGAUGCUUUGGGUGUAUCAUAGUGUACUCUACUUUCUCUCAAAGUCAGCAGAAUUUACUCCGUUUAAUCCCCGUGCUCCUGCUAAACAGAGUUAUUUAUUCACAGCUUUUACACACAAAGUGCAAUUUGUCAAGAGGGCUCAGAUGGAAUCGAUGUACCUUAUAAUGAGGUAGCUUGAUCUCUGUCCCAACUCUCUAAACGUCAAUAUGAAAAAAAAUAAGGGUAACUGUGCCUAUAUUUUAACAGCUGUGUUAUUCUGAUAUUUGAUAUUAUAUUUCUAGAGUGGCAUCAUUUUGACACUACAUAAUUUCUUCAUGUCUGGAAAAGUGAGAUUGACAUAAGACAUGUCAUGUUCCUGGUUCUAGCAGUUAACCCACCUCUCUGCCUCCUUUGCACAUCAACCAAUCAGAUUAGGCUAAUGUGCACCAUCAUCCGUGCCUGGUUUUGCCUUUGCCUUUUAACUGUGAGAAGACACACAAGCUCAGUGAUAAUGACCCUAUCGGAAAUUGUUAUCUCUGAAAGCGAUGUGAAAGAUGAGGAUUUUUUUUUCCCCUGUUUCCAAGUAACUGUUAAUUUGCUGAGAAAAACAGAGCCAAUCUGGGAUUGUCUUGUGCUAGUUGUAAACACUGUUUGCUAAAACCUGUUAGAUGAGAGAAAAAGAAUCAGAGGUUAAGAGAAAUCGAAACAUUUUACUCCAUGAUGAAUCAAUAGUUAUGAUUACUAUAGAUUUCAUUGCAUUAUGUAAAUGUGUUUCUGAAAGAAUAAUGUCUUCCUCAGCAAUUACUCAGUUUCACUACAUAUAAAUGGAUUCGCUUUGGUGUAAGUGGUUUUCACCUGAAUUAAUAUUGAAACUAAUUGAGCAUGUGGCGUGGCUGCGCAUUAGCAACAUUUAUCCUGAGCAAAUGUCCACCUGCAGCAGCUAACAUGAACGCAAAUGGGCAGCUCUGUGCUUUGUGUUUUACAUUUAAAAUAAUGAAUAUUAAUAAUGUUUCAGGAUACAACCUAAUCACAUUACACUUGAAGCUACAACAUUUAAUAGCUUCUGUCAUACCAAAGCUUCUUGAUAAAAUGAAUUAAAAUAAGGAAUAUGCCCUUAAAGCAUCCUACUGUGGAAGGGAAAGUGUGAGGAUUGUAAUUAAUUUGACCAGAUGGAUGUAGUAAGAUGCAAUGCAAUAUUUACUGAGACCAUUUCCUGUUGUACUGCAACACAGUUUUGGUCAUGAAUUAUGUAUGAAUAUUUGAUCCAAGGUCUACCCGAGGGUAUUAUGGGAUGAGAAUAUCAAGAAAUCCUCUUUAUGGACCCACAAAGCUCAGAGAUAAUGUUUGUCCUUACUUAGAGAUUUACCAGAAAUGUACUUAAUAUAUGUUUAUAAAUUAUUCUGUCUCACUAUGACCCAUUUGCCUUAUGUUUCAAUACCGUAGAAAAACUUAAUUCCGUGGGGAAAUUAUGCUUAAACGUCUACUUAGUUUACAUUGUACAUACACAAUUUGAUCUUUAAGCAAGGCAGGCUGCCACAAAUGUUUUGGACAUGUAAAAAUAUCCCCCUGUAUGUGUGUCACGGGGUGUACAUGUUAUGUAUACCCAACAUGUGCACCACUGCUGCAGAACUGCUACAGCCGUGACUCAGAAACAGUCUAAUAAUAUUACUAGAUCUCAGUAAUAUGUUGUCUAUGUUGUCUUCAUUCAAGAAGAUAUACUCACCUCGGCAUACUUUACACUUGAAACUGAAAGUAAAUGUUUCAGAUUAUUUAAGUUAAUGCUUAUCUGACCAAUUAGGGACAUUCACGGAGCAUUAAAGUUUGCUUUGUAAGUGAGUCGUUGAUCCUUAAAUAUGUAGAAAAAGCAAAAAAGUGAUAUGAAAGCAAAAAUAAUGUUCCUGGUAACGAUGCAACUCCACAGUGAAAUCUGCACUUGCAAAGAUGUAACAAGAUUUUAAAUUUUGCAGAAAUUCCCCCUCACUUCCUCACAUUUCAGCUUGUGUAGCAUGAGUCUUUCAAUGUGACAGUACAUGCAACAUGCCACAAAAAUGUAUCUGUAAACAGUGAUUAUCAUUGUUUUGGAGAACAGCGAUAAUCAUCCUUGACUAUAAGAAUUACUACGUUUGAGUCUGUGACCUGAUGAAAUUAUCUGUUUUUGUUGAAAGCAGGCCCGUCCCGAGGGGCAUUCACACACAUUUAUUCUGCACCAGCAUUAUUGGGAAGCGUGCAAUUACAUAAUGACCAAAUCCAGAAAUGCUAGUUGGCCUGCUCUCAGACACUAAUGCAUGGGAGUGAUUUACUGAUUUCCUUUUGACCUUGGUGUCUUGAGAUUUUUUUGAUAAGGAGAGGAUGUCUGACAAGAGUGUGGUUGAAUGAUGCGUCUUAAAGAAUGAUUCACUUUGGUUUAAUAUCUUUAACAUGCAGAAUACUAGAUGGAUUAGUCAAAUUCUAAAAUGUAGUAAAUAUGUAUUGUACGAAUAGCAUUAAUUCUCCAUCUGCAAGAAAAAAUGCCAUAACUUUAUCUUUCCAUUUGUAUUUGUCAUGUAAACUGGUUUCCUACAAAAUGAUCCUGUUCUUGUUUAUAAGAAGAACUAGAUAGGACAUUUUGUUUUACUUUUCUAAUUUUGCUGGUGGCAUAACAAUCAUAAACAUUUUACAGAUAAUGCACAUAAUGACCUGUUUUCAGAAACUAUGUUGAAUAAACAACCAGAAAAGACAGAAACGUAAGAUGCACCAACAGGAAAGUGCUCCUUAAGUCCAUGUUUAAGAGCAAACAUGGAUUUUCUGUGCGCACAGAAACAAGUUUGUCUAAACCUAUGUGAUCAAAUGCUACAGAUGUUUUUGUGCACGCGAUGCCUGUGCAUACCACUGAUCAAAGUUCUCUAAAUUACAAAAAACAUCUUUGAAAAGGGUUUUUAGAUGAGGGCUGCAUCCCACUUCAGUUCUUUCUUUGUUUUAUUUCUUAUGCACUGAGUGAGCAACGCUGUAGACUUGUGCAAUCGUGUGUAAUUUUUAUCUUCAAAAGGCUUAUGUAAUUCCUUGUUGAAAUGAAAAUAGAAAUGACUGUCUUUCCAGACAGGUGUUUCCUGAUAUCUACAGUAUGUCUCUGUUCUGUGUCAGUCCAACAUAUAGCCCUCCUUUUAGUCAUUAUGUAGUCCUUCAAAUACAAUAAUCCCAAAUAACAAGAAAAUAGAAAUUAAUCAAGUUCUUUCACAAAGUGCAGUAAAAAGCAAAAGACACACUGUUGAACUUUGUGUGUUUUUGUGCUAAACAAUAUGACGUGGAUGUAAUUUUCUUCUUCUAAAUAUAUUCAACUUUGUGAAUGUAUUUUGCUGCUGGCCACUGAAAAGCAUAUGUAGGCUUCUUGUUGUUUACGCAUUGUGUUUCUAAUGGGCUAAUAAAAAGAUCAAUGUGGUAUUAACAGUG
Molecule: messenger RNA, 7236 nt
Organism: Xiphophorus hellerii (green swordtail)
Lineage: Eukaryota; Metazoa; Chordata; Actinopteri; Cyprinodontiformes; Poeciliidae
Gene: ptger3
Product: prostaglandin E receptor 3 (subtype EP3)
Exons: 2
Coding region: 392-1522 (376 amino acids)
Biological process (GO): inflammatory response; phospholipase C-activating G protein-coupled receptor signaling pathway; intestine smooth muscle contraction
Cellular component (GO): plasma membrane
Molecular function (GO): prostaglandin E receptor activity
Source: RefSeq, a predicted model, not a curated record